Messenger RNA from Falco peregrinus (peregrine falcon), 640 nucleotides. RefSeq lists its product as uncharacterized. The transcript is spliced from 5 exons. The coding region runs from base 1 to 603 and encodes 200 amino acids. The record is from RefSeq and is a predicted model, not a curated record. NCBI's taxonomy places the organism in Eukaryota, Metazoa, Chordata, Aves, Falconiformes, Falconidae.
AUGGCAGUUGAAGACGCCGGCAAGGCCCCAGCAGCUCCCAAACGCGCCUGGGCCCACAGUGAUGACACGAAGGAGGCGACCGAGGCGGCGCAGCCCGGGCCGCAGCUCCCUGCAGGCCCCGGCCCCCCCCGCUCCGCGGGCGGCCUAAGCGAUCGGCGCCCCUUAAGCUUCUACAGCGUGGCGUGUGUCCUCAGUGCGCAUUGGUCGGCGCCGGCCCCACCCACGCCCGCAAACGCGCACUUCAUUGGUCCGUUUGAAUCCGGCAGCGAUGACGCGUGCUCUGCGCGCUCCUCUCUCCCCUGUUCCCCUGAGGCAGCCGCACCGGGUCGCCGUGCCGCAGCCACGGGCCGGGCCGAGUCGAGGGAGACGGCCGCCGCGGCUUCGCCGAAGCAAGCAAAGGGAAAAUUCCUAGGGGUAAUGGGAGCCCAAGACCAGGGGCAGCAGAGCGCCACCGACACGUCUGUAAUCAAUCCUACGGUGCCAUCUCUCCCCACCACACUGUGUGGGAAUGUACUUGACCUCUUACCAGGAGAUAAAGAGGUUACAGAGUCUGCCAUGAGAAAUUCUUCAGCGGAAAGUUCUGCUUCCAAGUAUCUGAUUUGACACUUAAUGUUUUACUGUGAUAGUAUCCAUAUGACUU